This is a messenger RNA of Nerophis lumbriciformis (worm pipefish), 4550 nucleotides long. RefSeq names its product DNA cross-link repair 1B (gene dclre1b). Gene Ontology annotation, molecular function: 5'-3' DNA exonuclease activity; damaged DNA binding. NCBI's taxonomy places the organism in Eukaryota, Metazoa, Chordata, Actinopteri, Syngnathiformes, Syngnathidae. The record is from RefSeq and is a predicted model, not a curated record. Gene Ontology annotation, biological process: interstrand cross-link repair; double-strand break repair via nonhomologous end joining; telomere maintenance.
UGCGGAAAUGGGCGUCGGGACGAAAUUAAAAAUAUAAAUGGCGGGGGACAGAGACUGCAGUCUCACAUUGGACUGUGAUAAGUAAACAUGUUUGAGAGCUCAGUAGAACGUUUUCAAGAAGCGAAAAGAUGGGUCCGUAAUGCAGCAACAUAAUGGACGUAGCCAGGCAAGUCUAACUCAAACGAGUUCAACACAGCUUGCUUUGUUUAGUCAAACCUGGCUAACGCAGUCACUAAGCGACCUUUCUGUAUUUAAAUACAAAUAUGCAUACUUAAAAGCUAAUAUCAUAUUGUAAGACGCAUUAAUAAUAUAAGAUGUUGAUAACAUUCAAUGAGUAAAUGGAAUGGUCGACCUGCUACGUUGCUGGCUGUGUAACAUCCCGGGACGACUGAGACGAUGUCUAAUGGCAAGAUCAUCCCAAACACGCCGCUGGCUGUUGACUUCUGGAAAGUUCGCAAGUGUCCAGGGACGCGACUCUUCUUCCUGUCUCAUAUGCACAGCGACCACACGGUGGGCCUCACGUCCACUUGGGCAGACCGACCCAUCUACUGCUCACCUGUCACUGCCUCUCUGCUCAGAGUUAAACUGGGGGUGAAGGAGCAGUGGAUCCACCCACUAGAACUGGAUGACUCCUACCUUCUGUCUCUGGAUGACGUUGGCAAAGAGAAGAUGACAGUUACUCUAAUUGAUGCCAACCACUGUCCAGGGGCUGUCAUGUUCCUCUUUGAGGGUUACUUCGGUUCUAUACUGUACACUGGUGACUUCAGGUAUUCCCCAUCAAUGCUGCGUGAUCUUUGCCUUAUUACAAGCGCCACAAUCAAUGUUCUGUACUUGGACAACACCAACUGUGACCCCAAUCGCAUGAUCCCCACGAGAAAGCAAGCCACUCAGCAAAUUAAGGAGAUCAUCCGCAGCCACCCUGACCAUAAUGUAGUCUUAGGCCUAUAUGCGCUGGGCAAAGAGUCCCUGCUAGUGGAUUUGGCCAUGGAAUUUCAAACUUGGAUUGAGGUUAGCUAUGAGAGGAUGAAGACCCUCACAUUGCUCGAACUGCCUGACGUUUUCACCACUGACCCGGGUGCUGGACGUAUCCGAGUCGUGGAGCAGAGAGAGAUUUCCUUUUCUGCCUUGUGCCAGUGGAACAAGGAAGAGCCCACCCUGGCUAUCUAUCCCACCAGCAGGCCCCUGGUCUCCUUUCAUCCCAAAGUCCAUGUGGUGCCCUACUCCGAUCACUCAUCUCAUCAAGAGCUGAUAGACUUUGUCUCCGGACUCAAACCUUUGUCUCUUGUGCCUAUUAUAGGAAAUGGCAUUCCAGGAAGCCUCUCUGCCUUACUCCCUGGCAAAAGGCAUGAGAUAUUGGUGCCUGAGUCAGUACGACAAUACAUGGGGAGGCUGCCUGAUAACAAAAUGAAAUCAUCAGCAUCUUCAAACUGUCGUCACCAACAUGUCCGACCGCUUGCCCCAAAAGGAGUAGUGUUUGAAUCUCCUGUAAGUUUAGCCAAGUCGGGCUCGAAAGCGGGGUGUCUGGAUCAAGAUUCUUCCUCUGAGGAAGAGGAGGAGAUGGACUUAGAGAGUGUUGAAAAACAUUGUGACUAUAUCCCUGGUGAUUCAAACAAAAAACUCACCGCUUAUAGAAACCGACGUGAACCUGUCGACCCGUGGAGCAUCAACAUUGUACAGACCAUCCCAGAGGAAAUGUUGUUGGCACACUCGAUAACGCUCAGUCAACUCAGUCAGAGCAACUUUGCACCUGCGGUGAUCGUGAGGAACACCAAUGCAUGCUUACGGCCACUCUGGAGCACAAUAAAGCCCAUUGAUGAGACAUCGUCAAAUGGUAAUUACAGUCAGCCUGUUGAAUAUCCACAUGUUGGUAACAGCACACCAAGGUCAGAUGAUGAUAGCAUGAGUGAGUGUGAAGGACAAGCUGCCCUGCAGCACUCCAAACACUUGACACAAGACAACAACAGUGAAUCUUUGUUCCACUCAAGUGUUGAUAGCCAAUCCUGCACUUCAUUAAGUUCCUUAAAAGAGACGUAUACAGAACAGCUUGAAAACAAGAUUUUGAAUGAACUUGUUUUCACAGAAGACGACUUAAAGGUAUGCUGCCUCCUGAAGAAGAGUGAUGUGCAGAUGUCUGCUGUUUGUCUCGUACACAAGCAAGAUACACUUACAUCUCUGCCUAAAUGACCUGAUGUCCACAUAUUUAACUUCCUUAAAAAGCCUUUUCUUUGUUUUCCUUGAGUUUUUCUAAACAUGUGCACCUAUAAACAAAUCUCAGUAUAUGUAGCCUUUCUCUUCGGCGCCUGUAAUUAGGGAUAGGAAUCGAAAACCGGUUCUUGUUCAGAACCGUUUUACAGUGUAUCAAUUCCUUGGAAUCGCUUGAAAUGUUUUCAAAGCAAUUAUUUUAAUGAUUCCAGCGAGCGGGAAUGGUGUCAUUGCAAGAAACACUCCAAAGACUUUUUACAAGAAAAUAUUGCAACAGCGCUACUUGUAAACAUUGCAAGGCUACUAUUUCAUCUAGAGGAGGACAUACGAGCAAUAUGCUAAAACAUUUAAACACACAAAAUUAAUUAACCAUAAGUGAAUGUCGCUUUUCUGAACCGGUCCGAUCUCAUCCCAGCAGCAGUCACCUGGCGUAAACACAACAGAUACUAACACAGCAUAUAAUGUCGACACUAUUAUUUGUGAAAUUUAAAUGAAUGCCUUCUAAUUUAGAUGGGCAUUUUAAAAGACAGAUUUUUGCUGACUCCAGGGCGGGUAGUACUGGCUCCAGUUCACGUCUGCCGCUAGACGCAUGUCACCAAGCAACGACUAAGUUUGCGAUCAGAAGUUUGCACCCAUUUGCCACAGAAGACACACAUUUUUUAGGUAGGUCAAUGUUCAAUUGUAGUCAGAGAAAAGCUGCAUGAUUUCCUCCAAUCAGAUCUUCACCGUCAAACUAAAAAAAUAAUAGAAGAUUGUGUAAAAGUCCAUUAAUGUCAGCAAUUCAACUUUAAAUGUGAAACUAAUUUAUUAACUCACUGAGAUAUAUCAUGCCUUUAUUUCUUAUAAUGUUGAAGAUCAUGGCUUACAAUUUUUUUAAUUCCACAUUUUCUAAGAUUUCCAAUUUAAGGUUUUAAGACAUUUUGCCUCCAAUGGCCAAAGCGAAAAUGGGCCAAACAGCUGUUUUUACCAUACAACCCGCACUACUGGUGAGGAAUUUAGCAUCAUACCGCCAUAUAUGAAUAUAAGUCGCGUGACUAAUUCAGUUAGCAUGCAGCUCUACAUCUUUUAUCGACAUUUGUAACCUUAAAACAUUCAAAAAAGGUAAUUUCCUACAGAUUUUCUCUAUUUCCAGGUAUAACUAAUUCCUUCUAGAUAUUUCAUCUGAUCGCUUUCAAACUUUACACAGACAGAUUAUACAUAUGGAGGAUGCUACAUCUUGAUGCGCUUGGGUUUUCAUGAUAGUACGCGGGCGAACCAUGGUGACAAGAAAAUGAUAUGGCUGACUGCAAAUAUAGUUGUGUGGGUCAUCGUGUGCACUGAACAUCACAAUGUGGCAGAUCAUCCUCUCAAUGUACGAUCUUUGGUCAUGCAGAGCUGAACCCGCUACAACUCCAGACGAAGUCCAGUUUUACUUUUAAAAAUCAUCGAUCCAAAAUGUGCUUUCAACAUCCAUCCAUCCAUUUUCUACCGCUUAUUACCUUCGGGGUCGCGGGGGGCACUGGAGCCUAUCUCAGCUACAAUCGGGCGGAAGGCGGGGUACACCCUGGACAAGUUGCCUCCUCAUCGCAGGACCAACACAGAUCGACAGACAACAUUCACACUCACAUUCACACACAACAACAUUAAAUUAUACUGACAUAACAAUACUGAUUUCAUCUGAAUGAAAUUGAUGUAAAACGUCUGAUAGCCCUCGUGGCGCGUUAUUAGGACAUGAACCAUGAAGUAGAAGGUCAAUAGUUAAAAUCCAUGUUGGAGUUAAAGGUUUUAGAUAUGUUUUAAUCAUGUUUAAAAAAUUAUUUUAAAAAAGUGGAUUGGUCAUUGUGUUGCUCAAGGUAAUAUUUAUAUGGUGCUGGUAUACCCAUGAUUUCAGUCUUUCAUAGCUCCUCUUGGACCACCAUUUUUUGACAUGAUAUUUGUUAAAUCCUGGUUAAGGCCCUCGUUAAGAAACAUUGGUCAAUAAGUAUUGGAUUUUUGCUCCAAAGUUGCAUUCUUAACUCGUUUUGUGAGUACGACUGCAAACGGUUUAUUUAUGGAGACCUUCCCAGAUUACAAAUGAUUGCUGAUGAUUUUGAUUUUGUGUUAUUUGCCUCCCCAAUUCACAUUACUUUUCACAUAAACAUUGUACAGAACAUGUUUAGUUAUUGUGUGUCAAAAUACUAUUAAAUGUACCUAUUAAGUACUGGACAUUGAAUAUUGUGGAGUGUUUUUUUAUUAUAUAUAUUUUUGUAUACAAGUUAUUUAUUUUAUUUUUGCUUGCAUUUAUUUUAUUUGUGUGUUAUCGUUGUGUUGGGGAUAUGGAUCCCCUUGGGUCUGAAAUAAAAUUACUAUUAUGACUUGAAAAACUGAUU